Molecule: messenger RNA, 1612 nt
Organism: Eutrema salsugineum
Lineage: Eukaryota; Viridiplantae; Streptophyta; Magnoliopsida; Brassicales; Brassicaceae
Product: UPF0415 protein C7orf25 homolog
Exons: 4
Coding region: 155-1462 (435 amino acids)
Source: RefSeq, a predicted model, not a curated record
UUCCUAGCUAUCCAAACCGGGUUAUUCAUUCAUAUACUGAUUUUGAGCCGGUUUAGACUCUUUCGUUAGUGUCUCACUGUCUCGGAGCUCUGUGGACUGUAACGACGCUUUCCCGGUUAGCAGAAGCAAGAAAUCGCCGAAGAAGACGACGGUGAUGGCCAUGGCGAUCGGGGAGAUAGAAACAGCGAAGAAGAGAUGUGAAUCGGUUAUAAAGACAAUCGAGCAGCUUCCUUUAUCAACUGCCAUCACUGCCUCAUGCCGUCGAACUCUUCUUAAGCUCGCUUCCUCCGAGCUCUCCUUCCUCUCCUCACUCGUUACCGAUCCCUCUCCACAGCCUCUCAGUGUCAACAUUGGCCACAUUGAAUCAGUCGUGCGGAUCUUGCAGCUGCCGUCCAUCACCGGCGUUUCGCGCGUUUGCAAGCCGCUUCCUCUUCCGAUUGGUAGCGUUCAUGUCGAUCUCGUCUGUACUCUCGGAAAGGCUCCUGUAUGGAUCAUCGUCUCCGAUAGAAACCCUAGGUACAUCUCCUGGAAUGGAGACCGCCAUGGAGGCAAGGGUUUGAGGUCAAGGAUUGAGCAUGUCCUCGCCGCUGCUCAUUCCACAACGACGCUUAAACCUUCUUCGCUGAUUCUCUUCUUUGCCAAUGGUCUGCCUUCCUCAAUUUACGAGAAAUUAAAAGAAGAAUUUGGGGCUGUGAGUUUCGACUUGGGCUUGGAUUCGGAUACUUCAAUGCUCGAUUUCGAUUGCGAGGAAACGAUGGAAGGAGAUUGGGUUGUUGUUGUUGGAAGCAGAUCGUAUAAAGAAGCAAUUUCUGUUGAGAUCAAGCUCAUCAUAGAUGAAUGCGAUUCUCUUGCAUUCCCUGAACCUGAGGUUGUUGUUGAAGCAGAGGUGAGCCAAAAUGAUGGUUUCUCUCGUGUAAUCUCUUCCUUGAGAUUGCAAGGUGAAGAUUGUCUCAUAAAUUUCGACACUACUGCUCUGGUUGCUCUCGUUUCUGGAAUCACCAACGGAUGUGCAGAGAGAAUCGUGGAUAUGCCUCAGAUCGAAUUAGAGCAAAAGUUCAAAGGAAAUACCGUUUUUGUGAUUGCUCAGGCAGAAUCUGAAAUUGAGAAGCCAGUUCUUGUCAAAAUGGCAACUUUAUUAUCAGGGAAGCGAGGGAUUGUGUGCAAGAGUGUUCUUUCAGAGUUCAAGGAGUUGGUAUCCAUGUAUGCUGGACCCAAUGAGAAACACAGAGCUGAGCACUUGUUAAAGAGCCUAAUGGUGGUGAAUGACAAUCCCACAGAGCGUGUGAUGGGACUCCCAACGACGAGGAAGUUAGCAAUGAAGAACAAGACUGUGUUUGGUACAGGUGAUAGAUGGGGAGCCCCGACAUUGACUGCAAACAUGGCGUUUGUCAGAGCCGUGGCUCAGUCAGGCAUGUCUCUCUCCACCAUCGACCAUAGCCCUCGAGCUCUCACUGGUGAUUAAGCCAAAGUUCAACUUCUACCUACGUAUCUGUAAUUUUGUAAGUUCUGAAGACCAAACCUUGUACGAGGGAAAACAAAUUCAAAAGGCAGAAGUACCAUACUUUUGGUCUAGUGUAUAGAUGUUUACCGAGUAAUACUAGUGAAGGCGGAA